GUUGCAGUGCUGUCGUGCACAGCCUCGGGGACACGUCAGCACUGUUCUCCUCAGUGCUUGGGUGGCUCAUGCAGCUGGAACAAAGAUAUAUUUCCUUUUGUUCCUGCUGCUAGACUCUGAUUUCUGUUUUCUUUUGAGAUUACAUUGUGCACAUAUGCUUUUAUAGUUGCUGCCUCUCUUUGACCCAGAUACUUCCAUGGAAGUUAAUGACAUUAAAUGAAAAUCAAUGCAACCCAUUGCCACUCCAAGAUUUCUGCUUAAUACAAAGUAAACUUACAAUAGGGAAGGAUUUGUUAUACCAUAGACUAUACCAUUUAAGUGGAUGUAGCUGGGAAUGGAGAGAAGCAGCUCUUAUUUGGCCCCCAUGAGCAAGGGAAGCUACAGGGCAUAUAGCUAUAAAAAUGGACCAGAGGUCUCAAGCAUCGAUGUAGAGCAGAUAGGACCUUUAAAAUUUUUCCCUGAAAGGUACACAGUGGUGUUGGGCAGAAGUCUGCUAGGCUUGGAUUGUCAAAGAACUUUAUCAAUUCCUCUGGAAUUUUAACUAUUAAUUCCAGGAAGUCUAGGUGUUUCAGGAAGUGCUAUUCAAAUAUUAUGCUGUUUUUUCCGGAUGUAGCUCCUUGGACAGUACACUUACACUUAGCCUUUUCUCUGUCGGCUUGCUCUGCAGGAGAAAUCCCAAACUAUUGAGAACAAAGAUAACUUCCUGUGCCAGGUGUAUUAGCUGGAAUUAUCUCUGUUGUACAAAGAAAUAACUUUUCUCUUGAAAGUGACAUGGGAUUUUUGACAUUAGUGAAGAUUUAUCUCAUCCAGGAUGUCACUGUGCUACUAAUAAAAGCUGAUUGGACUCAUAUCAGAAGUACUGUGUUCAGUUCUCUGCUUUUCCAGAUGGAUUUAGUGCAGUUACAGAUGGUGCAGAAAAUGGCAACUGAAACAAUUUGGGGAACUGGAACAACUGUCAUAUGAGGAGACAUUGAAAAGUCUGGUACUCUUCAGUUUAGAGAAAGACAGAUAUUUAUCAUUGAGAUUUACAAAAUCAUGAAAGUGAUGAAAAAGCCAGAUGUGAAACUGUUGCCCUCCAAAUCCUGCAAUGGAAGAACUAGAGGGCACUCAGUGAAGGUAGGAGAUAAGGUUUAAAACAAAGAAAAGAAGGUAGUCCUUCAUUUUUUGGAACUCCAGGUAGUGAAUUUUUUUACCAUGGUAGGUAGCAAAGGUAAGGGUAUCAGCAGGUUCAGAAGAGGUCAGAUAAUUUCAUAGAUAAAAACAGAACUGCUAAUGGACAGUAAGGUUGUGUGCCCUGUAACAUCAUUGUGAAUGGGGGAGGGAGGAUGGGGCAGGAGGAAUGGACCCCAAAAGCAGCCAGGCUUCAGACUUUUCCCUAAACAGUAUCUUUAAAUAGCACUGGUGGAAGUCAGGUCCUAGGACAGAUGGGACCAGUCAUCUGACCUUGCAGGGCAUUUUUUCUGCCAUACAGUACCACACUCUGUUCUGCUUUGAAAGGGUUUUAUUGUUAGAGCAUUGAAUUCUCAUAAGGAUAAUCAAGAAAAAAAAUGGUAGCGUGUUAAUACUCCAUUGUUGAUACCUGAAAUAUUAAUGUGUUUUUAAGUCUGAUCUAUUGAUAGUCAAAUGCCUGCCUGUUACUGUGCAUGUCACUAACGUGGCAUUUGAUUGGAAAAUGUACAACUUGGAAAAUGAAUUUUAAGUUUGUAUGUUUAUUUUUCUUGGCAGUGAGUUUUGGUUAUCUCAGAAGGGAAAAGCUAUCCAGGUGCAGUGAAGCUGUGUGGUGCCACGAGUGCUCUGGCAGGAAGCUCCCUGCUCCGAUGGCUCUGCCACCUCCGGAUCCGCAGUUUGUGCUCAGAGGUACCAGUGCUGCAGUCCACACUCUGCAUUUUUCCUGUGGAGGCCCAGAACCUGACAUCCCCCUUCUUUUCUCUGGGUCUGAGAAUGGGUUCAUCCAUGUCUGGAACCUGAAAACACACAGAGUGGACACAGCAUUGGAUGGCCAUGGAAGAAAAUCUGUCUGCUGCGUGGAGACAAUGGGUAGUAAAGACAGGCUUCUCAGUCAGGGGCGCGACCAGAGGAUCUGCUUGUGGGAUUUAGCAGAGGGACGGACUUCAGUGACGGAUUCUGUCUUCACGGAGCAUGUGGGAUUCUGCAGAUGCUCUCUGUUAAAGGUGGCGCAGGGACGCUGGCUAAUGGCCAUGGCAGCCAGAAGCCUGGAGGAGGUUCAGAUUUUGGAGCUGCCGUCCAAGACAUCAGUCUGUACCUUGAAACCAGAGGUGGGUGCCAAGCUGGGCAUGCCCAUGUGUCUGAAGUUACAGCAGCUCAGCUGUGGUUCACACCCUGUGCUUCUGGCUGGCUAUGAAGAUGGAUCAGUUGUCCUCUGGAACGUGUCGAUGGGAAAAGCAUUGAGCCGACUCGUUUGCCACCAGGAGCCAGUGAUGAGCCUUGACUUUGACUCGGAGAAGGCCAAAGGGAUCUCAGGCUCAUCUGAAAAGGUGCUGAGCAUCUGGAGCCUCAAUGAGCAACAGAACCUCCAGGUUUACAAAACACACGAACUUGUCAACGCUGGCAUAUCUGAUAUCACCAUCCGUCCAGACAAGAAGAUUUUGGCAACAGCAGGGUGGGAUCAUCGCAUCAGGAUCUUCGGGUGGAAGAAGCUGAAGCCCUUAGCAGUGCUGGACUAUCACACAGCAACCGUCCACUGCGUGUCCUUCUCAGACCACAGCACGCCCCGGCACAGACUGCUGGCAGCGGGCUCCAGAGAUCAGCGCAUCAGUGUCUGGUCCAUAUAUGCUCAGACAUGACCCACCUGCACUGCCAUGGACUAGGAAAACAGCACUGGUGAAGCAGCUCUAGCACUGUCAUUCAAACGUGCGUGUGGGGAAGUGCUAGAAUCUGUCUCCAGGCUGAAGUGAGAGUCCUAGGUUAAUUCUUAUGCUGCUUGUUUAAGCUAUAAGUUUUGUCUUCCAUAGAGGAAAGUGGAUUUUUAAGAUUCCUAACAAGCAGAACAAGGCCAGUCAUAAAGAAAGACCAAAGUUGCUUCGGGUUCUGCUACAGGUUUUGCAACACCUUUCCUUUGGCAGGUUGCUGACAUAACUUGUGCCAAUAUCUUUUGUAAAAACGGACUGGAAUCCCUCGAACUGCAGUGGGGGCAGAAUAUGUCUGUUUGUAAGUCAUUUAUGUAUCCAAGAAUCUGAAUCAGUGUAAAACAUUACUCUUUCUUGAAAAUUUAUACCCAUUAAACCACCUCCAGUGGUUUCUCAUUGUCAGUUACUUUUUCUUCCCCUAACUGAAAGGCUAUCAGAACACCCUUGAUUUGUUCACACUUCUGUCAGUUUCUAACUUAAACCAACAGCCAGGAAUGUGACUGGGAUGGCCUUCGGGGUUUAUGAAUUUCAUUAUGUCUCCUGUCACCUCAAGCCUCACAAUUAAUCACAAGAAAGAAAGGAAAAAAAAUCUUCCCUAACAUUGCACUGCAAAGCUAUGUAAAGCCUUUUACAGAGCCAGUGCUAAAUCCUUUCCAUAGACUGAUGAGCUGAAGGAUUUAAACUCGACAAUCCAAUUAGCGCCCUUCUCCUUGGAGAGUCAGGGCUAAGUUUCAGCGUGGAAAGUCAGGGAUUGAGCUGCACAGCUCCCAUUAACAUUUAGGGGAGUCGCACGGGUAAAUCCUUAUCCACACGGUGCAAAUGGUUCCAUUAACUUGUCAUCUCUACAGUCAUGGAAACUGAAAUUCAUUCAUCAAAGUGUUUUUGUUUGACUCACAAAGCAGCAUUUGCAUUCUUCUAAAGCAUAUUAGACGCACACCAGUGUGUGGGAGCCAGGGUACUGCUGGAUUCUGCCACAAAGCUGCAGUGACAACUGUGUCCAGGCUCUACACUGUUGAUACUUUAUUGGAAAUAAUUGUUUCUGCUCUGUAGAGAGGUGGAAAUCAAAGAAAAAGUGACCAAAAGUGAACAGCAACAUCAAAGACUUUGAAAAUUAUUUCAGAGAAAACACACGUGCAAAUUAAGGUUUGGGUCUGUUACCCAGCUGUGCCUUGCAGACAGAGAAUAUUGCUGGACUGAAAGCCUGAAGCACCCAGCCUGACCUUCUUUACAUUAAAACACAGAACCAGGAUACUGUUGCCAGGCUUUUCUAAAUAAAACGUGGCCUUACACAUUUUAGAGUGUGGUGACACUUUAAAUAAUGCAUUUCUUUGAUUAUUUCUUUACUAUUCAGUAGCUGCAUGGAGGAUCACGUUGCAGUUGAAAGUUAAAGCUUAAUUUUGAGUGAUCCUGAGUCAAGGGGAGGUGAUGGUGUUCAUUACAUCUACCAGACAGAACUGCACAUCUCCACCCAUCAUCCACCUCCCACACAGAAGAGGAGCUGCCCCCACUGUACAAGCAGCUCCAGCCUCAGCCUUGUGGAAUGAGAUGCAGUCACCCUCCACACACCUGCUGCUGGAAGAACCCUUUUCUUUUGCUGUUUUUCCCCUUUCUCAAAGUUGGUCAGAAUUGACACAAAGAAACAAUGAAAUAAAUAAAUGGAGAAGGUGCUGUUGCAUGUGGUCCAGGGGCCUGUCCUAGGGAGUUUGCACAGGGAGUUCCCUGUGCCUGAGCUGUCUGGUACAACACCACACGUGUGGCCCAGGGGUGCCAGCAUUUCUCCUCCAUGGCAGCAAAGAGCAGCCUGCACUGUUGGGCAGUUUGCACAGAAGUGAGCUGUAAGUUUAAUGCUCAUCCAGCAGGAAAGGAAAUGCAGGGCUCACCCAUCCUGGGCAAAUGGUUAGGGUAAGGAACCAUUUUUGAUGCAAAUACUCUGGCAUUGGCACAGUGUGACCCCUCUGGAAAGAAGGAUUAAUACCCCAUGCCUUAUCGAGAUCAGAGGCUGAAAGUUAGGAAUUAUUGAGUAUAUUUUCUCUGAAAAUUGCCAUUUACUGUCAACAUCUGUAUCUAAAGCAAUUAGGGAGACUCAUAAGGGAUGUUUAGAUUUACGAAUGAGUCUUUUGGAAGAUGCUCUAAAUUUAGAUUACUGGAUGCUUUCUUCUAAAUUACUACCUUUUGAUGAGAAUUAAAUAUUUAUGUUUGUCUGAUUAGGUAGCUUUAAAAACAAAUUUAGUCACGCAAGUACAAAUUGAAAAUGAGGACAUGAACUGCAUCUCAGACACACAGGUGAGAGUUUCACCAUCUUCAGGAGGAAGGACACAGGUUGCAGGGCUGCUUGCAGGAACAGACUCAUCCUUUACUUCCCAUUACCAAGGCACAAUCCAUGUCAUGCUUUUUCACAAUACAAUUAAUUCAUUAACACUUUAUAUCACUGCUGAUUUUAUUUAAACACCCGGAAAACAGAUUUUUCUUUCACAUUAUAGUUUCCUUGAAAUGAGCAACCAAACUACCCUAGUUUGAUUUAGAGUUGAGCCUAAAUGCCAUGGUUUGAUUGUGAAUUACAGUCUUCUAACAGUUUAUUUGCCUAAGGAACUAACCUGGACUUCCCCAAACAAGAAUGGUUUCCAACAGGAAAGACAGUCUGUAUCAGUAUAGGCUGUAAAACACAAUUGUCUGAUUCUAACAUAACUGUAAAAUGCAGAUGUCUGAUUGCAUCUAAGAAAUUAAUUUCUUUUAAUUAAAAAAAAAAAAUUCAA
Molecule: messenger RNA, 5620 nt
Organism: Passer domesticus (house sparrow)
Lineage: Eukaryota; Metazoa; Chordata; Aves; Passeriformes; Passeridae
Gene: GNB1L
Product: G protein subunit beta 1 like
Exons: 7
Coding region: 1644-2804 (386 amino acids)
Molecular function (GO): protein binding
Source: RefSeq, a predicted model, not a curated record